Molecule: messenger RNA, 711 nt
Organism: Strigops habroptila (Kakapo)
Lineage: Eukaryota; Metazoa; Chordata; Aves; Psittaciformes; Psittacidae
Product: neuronal PAS domain-containing protein 4-like
Exons: 3
Coding region: 205-696 (163 amino acids)
Molecular function (GO): protein binding
Source: RefSeq, a predicted model, not a curated record
CUCUGUGUGUGAGGCUUUCCCAGAUACUGCCCAAGCCUCUUCCCUCCCUCGUUUGCACCUCAUUCCUGUAGCCCUGUUGUUUUGCUCUCUCCUCCAUCUUGCAAGCUGCUCCUUGCUGACAUGGUGCAGACCCUGCACUGAGUCCCCCUUCCCCUUGUCUUCCCCAGUGUCACCUACCACCUGGGCUACGACAGGGAGGAGCUGAUGGGUCAGUCGUGGUACAGCCUCCUGCACCCCGAGGAUGCUGACCUGGCAGCCUCCCAGCACAGGGCUGUGGCACUCGGGGCCGGCGCCGCAGCAGACACCGCGGUGCUGCGCGUCCUGCGCAGGGACCGCACCUGGGCCUGGCUCCACGUGUCAGCGCGGCGGGACGGCGGGGGCCGCGCCAUCGCUUGCACCGGCCGCUGCCUCAGGGAGGAGGAGGCGGCCUAUCUGCGCGCCCGGCAGCACCGCCGCACGCCCCGCACCGCGGCCCCGCCGCCUGCCGCCGCCCCGCCGUGCCGGGAGCUCAGCCUGCUGGCCGCUCAGCUCCGCGCCCUGGCUGACAGCCUCUCGCCGCCCGCCGCCGCUGCGGCCUGGCCCGAACCCGAGGCCUACCCGCCGGCCGCGGCGCCGGCCUGUCUCCUAGGCAACGGGCUGGAGGGGGCGUGGCCUGAAGCCGCGCACGCGCGCUACGCGCCCUGCCUCCACCAAUAAACGCCUUUCCCCACC